CACGGACAGUAGACAGAUAAUGGGACGCAACAAUUUCCACCGCACUCUAUUUUUAAACACUCUCACUCUCUCGUGGCUCACUAAAUCUCACAGCCAAACUCAAUACCGUCUGUAACCUAACCGUAAAUACCUUUCAAUUGUACCUUCCAGAUCGUCCUCCUAAUAUAACUUUUUCUAUAUUUCCGCAAUCAUUUCUCUCUCAGUCAUUUCAUCAAGCAGAGAUAUCCAAUCUGAGAGAGGGGGUCAUUGGGGGGCGUUCUGCUGGGUUUGAGAGAGACAUGAGUUUCAGGGAUGAGAGCGACGAUGGGAAGGAUCUCAGGAAGCCGUUUCUGCACACGGGUAGCUGGUACCGUAUGGGUUCGAGGCAGUCCAGUAUGAUGGGCUCGUCCCAGGCCAUUCGCGAGAGCUCCAUCUCCGUCGUCGCCUGCGUUUUGAUCGUUGCUUUGGGUCCUAUCCAGUUCGGUUUCACCUCUGGGUAUUCAUCCCCUACCCAAACCGCAAUCACUGAGGAUCUUGGACUUUCGGUUUCAGAGUAUUCUAUAUUCGGUUCUCUAUCCAAUGUGGGUGCAAUGGUUGGGGCAAUAGCAAGCGGUCAGAUUGCUGAAUAUAUAGGGCGAAAAGGGUCUUUAAUGAUUGCUGCCAUUCCUAAUAUUAUUGGAUGGCUUGCCAUAUCAUUUGCCAGAGAUGUUUCAUUUCUCUACAUGGGAAGGCUGUUGGAAGGUUUUGGCGUGGGAAUAAUUUCUUAUACGGUGCCUGUAUACAUAGCUGAGAUAGCACCUCAAAACUUGAGAGGGGCUCUGGGUGCAGUGAACCAGCUCGCAGUCACCAUUGGAAUAAUGCUGGCUUAUUUGCUGGGACUUUUUGUUGAAUGGAGAAUACUGGCAGUUUUGGGUAUACUGCCAUGUACAAUAUUAAUACCUGGUCUUUUUUUCAUUCCUGAAUCUCCUAGAUGGCUGGCAAAAAUGGGUAUGACAGAAGAAUUUGAAACUUCUUUGCAAGUUCUCCGGGGGUUUGAUACUGAUAUUUCCUUUGAAGUAAAUGAAAUAAAGAGAUCUGUAGCAUCAACAAGCAGAAGGUCAACUAUCCGGUUUGCGGAACUCAAACAAAGAAGAUACUGGCUUCCUCUGAUGAUUGGAAUUGGAUUACUCGCUCUGCAACAGCUUAGUGGAAUCAAUGGUGUCCUAUUCUAUUCUAGUACCAUCUUUCAAGCAGCUGGGGUUACAUCAAGCAAUGUGGCUACAUUUGGAGUUGGUGCUAUUCAGGUCAUUGCCACUGGAGUGAGUACAUGGUUGAUGGACAAAGCAGGCCGUCGGCUUCUUCUUAUUGUUUCUACCUCUGGAAUGACCAUUAGCCUCCUAAUUGUUGCACUAUCAUUCUUUUUAAGGGAUUUUGGGUCGGAUGAUUCUACUUUUUACAGCGUAAUGAGCAUUAUGGCUGUGAUUGGAGUUGUGGCAAUGGUAGUUUCCUUCUCUCUGGGAGUUGGACCCAUUCCGUGGCUUAUAAUGUCAGAGAUCCUUCCAAUUAAUAUUAAGGGCCUUGCUGGAAGUGUAGCAACACUUGGCAACUGGUUUACCGCAUGGGUGGUUACAAUGACUGCAAACUUGCUCUUGGAAUGGAGCAGUGCAGGUACCUUCACCAUUUACAUGGUCUUGGCUGCUUUCACUGUGGCAUUUGUUGCGGUUUGGGUCCCUGAAACUAAAGGAAGAACUCUCGAAGAAAUUCAGCGGUCCUUCAGAUAAAAUUUCCUUCCUUUUUCUUCUUUUUUUUUUCCCUCUUUCUUAGAAGAAGCAAAUUACUGCAAUUCUGAUUUUGAUAUUGUGAGAUGCAAACAUGUAUAUCUUUUUCCCUUUCACAAGGACUUUUUUUUUUUUUUUCCUGGGUGAACUGCUCCUCGGGCUUCGGCUUUUAUUGCUGCUAGCCUGCUACCUGCCUCCAUAAUUUCCUACAAAUGGCUGUAUUCUGUCUUUAACAGUUGCCUCAUAUAUUGUUUAAUUCAUUCA
Molecule: messenger RNA, 2000 nt
Organism: Alnus glutinosa
Lineage: Eukaryota; Viridiplantae; Streptophyta; Magnoliopsida; Fagales; Betulaceae
Product: sugar transporter ERD6-like 6
Exons: 18
Coding region: 279-1739 (486 amino acids)
Biological process (GO): transmembrane transport; carbohydrate transport
Cellular component (GO): membrane
Molecular function (GO): sugar transmembrane transporter activity
Source: RefSeq, a predicted model, not a curated record